AUGACUACAAAAGAAUUUGAUACUUCUUCUGUCCUAAAUGUUCUGGAGAAAUCUGUCAAUGGAUCCCUUCAAUCGCCACAAGAUGCUUUAGCUGCAGCAGUACAUGCAAUUAUGCUUAGUGCGGGAUUCAAGCUUAGCGAACCCAGUAAAGAGGAUAAGGAUGGGCAAAGCAAAUUGCUCGCAGGAUGGAACUCUCUAGGACCCAAUUACUAUGGGUACUUUUAUGAUCUUCAGGAUUCUGGUUCAACUUGCGAAAUAAAAGGAGUCAAGAUUGGACAUCGCUUCGUUGUGCUUGGACUGAAUGGGGAUGAGACUGUUGUUCUUGAUAUUCCUGUUAAAGAGUAUACGUCGGAAUCAUCAUUUCCCAUUGAGACAUCAAGCAAGGAUUUAGGGUCUGCAUUCAUUUCAGCAGAGAAAUUUGAGGAUCUUAUUCACCUUUUCAAGACCCAUAUUUUGCAUAAACUAACCUCAGGUUCCACAAACUCGGGCUAUGAAAAUACAAGAUCAGGCAGACAGGAAGGUUUCCCAAGAAACAACCAGCAGCAAUCAGACGAUAUUCCAGUCUUUUCUUCUUUACAGGAUAACUCACGCCCAGGUCGUGAAAACCCUUUUAGCGUUGGUCGAUCAGAUAUCGAUCCUCUUGGAGGUCAUCAUAUCCCUGGACCAGGAGAUGGCACGUACGUAGGACCUUCUCACCCAAUGUAUAGCCACCGACACGAUCAAGAAAAUUCUAACAUUUUCGGUGGCCCUCAAACAUUACCCAGGGGGGCUGUUCCUCCAGGUGCACGCUUUGAUCCUAUUGGUCCUUUUGGAAACCCUCCCGGAAGAGGUGGUCUUGGUGGACCUCGUCGUGGUUUCGGUGGCGAACCUGAUAACGAUGAAAUGUCUCCUCCUGGCUUCAAUAACAUGUUCAUGUAAAUCAAAUACCACUUGAUCAAAAUGUAGUUAAACGCAUGGCUUUGGUGGAACUUUUUUUUAUCCUUAAGAAGCGAUGCCAUUCAAAGAUAUUGCUACGUCAGCAACACUUUGCAUUUCAAAAAUAAUAAAAACCUUUAUC
Messenger RNA from Phycomyces blakesleeanus NRRL 1555(-), 1057 nucleotides. RefSeq lists its product as hypothetical. Gene Ontology annotation, molecular function: endopeptidase inhibitor activity; proteasome binding. The record is from RefSeq and is a predicted model, not a curated record. NCBI's taxonomy places the organism in Eukaryota, Fungi, Mucoromycota, Mucoromycetes, Mucorales, Phycomycetaceae. Bases 1 to 918 code for a protein of 305 amino acids. Gene Ontology annotation, biological process: proteasome-mediated ubiquitin-dependent protein catabolic process. The transcript is spliced from 8 exons.